Capsicum annuum is the source of this 1365-nucleotide messenger RNA. Its product is annotated as prohibitin-1, mitochondrial. Gene Ontology annotation, cellular component: mitochondrion; membrane. Bases 217 to 1086 code for a protein of 289 amino acids. NCBI's taxonomy places the organism in Eukaryota, Viridiplantae, Streptophyta, Magnoliopsida, Solanales, Solanaceae. The record is from RefSeq and is a predicted model, not a curated record. Gene Ontology annotation, biological process: mitochondrion organization. The transcript is spliced from 7 exons.
AGUUUCCGUUUACCCUUUUUCAGUCCCUUUCUCUUCUCCCUCUCUUACCUAAACCCUAAACUCCUCCUCUUCUUCCUUUCAUUCAGUUUAACAGGUUAUUGUAGAUUUUGGGUUUCGUGCGAUGAUUUCGGCGAGAUUAAACACAGAUUAUUGAGUUUUGGAAUGAAUUAGCUUGAAUAAUUUACCUGAUUCCAAGUUUAAUUUGGGACUGGUAAAAUGAAUCUCAACAAUGUUAAGGUUCCUAAGAUGCCUGGUGGUGGUGCAGCUUCUGCUUUGAUCAAGUUCGGAAUUGUUGCUGGUCUUGGUGUCUAUGGAGUUGCCAACAGUCUCUACAAUGUUGAGGGUGGGCAUCGCGCCAUUGUUUUCAACCGUAUUGGUGGUGUCAAAAACAAGGUUUAUCCAGAAGGGACACACUUCAUGAUUCCUUGGUUUGAAAGACCAGUCAUCUAUGAUGUCCGUGCACGACCCCAUCUCGUCGAGAGCACUUCGGGAAGUCGUGACCUUCAGAUGGUAAAAAUCGGUCUUAGGGUUCUCACUCGUCCAGUUCCAGAUCAACUGCCCACUGUUUACCGAACUCUUGGUGAAAACUACAAUGAAAGGGUCCUACCCUCAAUUAUUCAUGAAACUUUGAAGGCUGUAGUUGCCCAAUACAAUGCUAGCCAGCUCAUCACCCAGAGAGAGAAUGUUAGCAGAGAAAUAAGGAAGAUUUUGACGGACAGGGCAGCCAACUUCAACAUUGCUCUAGAUGAUGUAUCUAUAACAAGCCUGACUUUUGGAAAAGAAUUUACUGCUGCAAUUGAAGCAAAACAAGUGGCUGCGCAAGAAGCCGAGAGAGCUAAGUUUGUUGUGGAAAAAGCUGAGCAAGAUAAGCGAAGUGCUGUUAUCAGAGCUCAGGGAGAAGCUAAGAGUGCCCAGCUGAUUGGUCAAGCUAUUGCCAACAAUCCAGCGUUUAUCACACUCAGGAAGAUUGAAGCAGCCAGAGAAAUCGCCCAGACUAUCUCACACUCAGCUAACAAGGUGUACUUGAGUGCUGAUGAUCUGUUGCUUAACCUUCAGGACUUCAACUUGGACACAGCAAGAAAGUGACUUGGGUAGUGUAACCGACUACUGUUUCAACAUUUGACAUUUUGUUUUCUUGCCAGACAGUUUGAUUCUGGGACUUGUCCCUCCAUGUUUACAUAGUGAUGACUUGAUAGAUGGUGAUUCUCGGUUUAUUUUAACUGUUGAAUAUGGAAACAUUUUGCAUGAGAAACUACUGUGAAAGCAAAGGCCAAGUUUUAUCUUCUUUAUAAAUGUAUGAAUAAUCAUGUAGGAUCUGUCUCGAACUUUCAUGUUUCUGUGAUGAAAGAAAAUUGGAUUGAAACA